AUGAAGCAUCCAAACAUCGUCACUUUCAUCAGCUCUUUCCAGGAGCGGGGUCUUCUCUACAUCGUGAUGGAAUAUUGUGAUGGAGGAGAUCUGAUGAAGAAAAUUCAGAUGCAGAGAGGAAAACUCUUCACUGAAGACAAGAUCCUGUUCUGGUUUGUUCAGAUCUGUUUGGGACUGAAGCACAUUCACGACAGGAAGAUACUACACAGAGACAUUAAGGCACAGAACAUCUUCUUGGCCCAAGGAGACCUGAAGGUGAAGUUGGGAGAUUUUGGGAUCGCGAAACGCCUCAACAAUACUCUGGAGUUGGCGCGUAGUUGUGUUGGAACUCCGUAUUACCUCUCGCCAGAGAUCUGCGACAACAAGCCCUACAACAACAAGACGGAUAUGUGGUCUCUGGGCUGUGUCCUGUAUGAGCUCUGCACAUUGAGACAUCCGUUCGAGGCGUGUGGUCUUCGUCAGCUGGUGGUGUGUAUCUGUCGUGGCCGCUAUGCCCCGCCCCCUGGUCACUACUCGCCCCGCCUCCGGCAGCUGAUUGGUCAGCUGUUUAAAGUCCCGCCCCGAGAUCGCCCGUCAAUCAACACGCUGCUCAAACUGCCACUGCUGCAGUCAUGUAUUAAACAACACCUAAACACACAGGUGCUUGAGGAGGAGUUUAGUCAUACUGUUCUGCACAGCGACAGAGAAAACAGAAGACCUCCCCCAGGUCCCCAGUGUCGGGCUCCAGAGAAGGAAAGGCCCCCCCGAGAGGAAAUCAAAGACCCCCACAAGGUGGGCCUCUAUAACCAUGGCAACAUCCCUGCUCAGCAGCAUCCUGUAUCCCAGCAGCAGCAGCAUCAGCAUCAGCAUCAUCUCCAUGGAGACCAGCAGCAGCAUCUCCUCACUCCAGAACCCUACCAGCUGGUUGCAGCAGCCAGGGAGGAGUACCUCAGAAGAAGAGACGACGCCAACCGCUACAAACUCAGAGCAGAGAAGCAACUGGGCAGCCGUGGCCUUAUGGUUAUAGGGAGGUGGUUUUAA
Engraulis encrasicolus (European anchovy) is the source of this 1020-nucleotide messenger RNA. Its product is annotated as serine/threonine-protein kinase Nek5-like. Gene Ontology annotation, molecular function: ATP binding; protein kinase activity. The record is from RefSeq and is a predicted model, not a curated record. Gene Ontology annotation, biological process: protein phosphorylation. The transcript has 12 exons. NCBI's taxonomy places the organism in Eukaryota, Metazoa, Chordata, Actinopteri, Clupeiformes, Engraulidae. Bases 1 to 1020 code for a protein of 339 amino acids.